Molecule: messenger RNA, 3042 nt
Organism: Pseudozyma flocculosa PF-1
Lineage: Eukaryota; Fungi; Basidiomycota; Ustilaginomycetes; Ustilaginales; Ustilaginaceae
Exons: 1
Coding region: 1-3042 (1013 amino acids)
Biological process (GO): DNA replication
Cellular component (GO): nucleus; nuclear origin of replication recognition complex
Molecular function (GO): DNA replication origin binding
Source: RefSeq, a predicted model, not a curated record
AUGCCGCUAAAAGCGCCCUCGACACCGACAAAGGAGCCACCGACAGCCGCCGCCUACACGCCACGAAAGACGUGGCAGAGACCGGGCGCAGCAGCGGCAGCGGCAGCCAAGUCGGCGGCCACGACGGCAGCGUCUCCAGCAGCUGCCAGCACGAAGAUGGCUGCGGCACCCAAGUCCACCCCGACAAGGGCGGCUGCGGCGGCUGCAAAGGCCAAAGCUGGCUCCACAGACACCGCCGCCUCGACGCCAUCCGCCGCGACCCCUGCGGCCAAAGCUCCAGCAAGGACUCGAGCGAGAAAGGCGGCGGAAGGCGAACCCGCACCCGAAGCCGCGGCCAACGAGGACGGCGCCGACAACGGCCGAGACGAGAUCGAUCUCUUGCCACCCGCACCCACGUCCGCCCGCGCCACACCCUCCACGACGACAUCAGCUGCUGCCAACGGCAAGGCCAAGGGAAAGGCCAAAGCCAAGGCCGCAGAGGCCGAGGCGGCGGUCGACAACGCACACGGGCCUUCGACGCCUACCGCCGCUGCCACACCGGCCACGUCCUCCACGUCCAAGGCUGCUGCUGCCAAGUCGACCGCCAGCGCAACCAAGAAGCCGGCCGCCAAGGCAGCAGCCACAAAGACGGCGGCCAAGCCCAGGGCCAAAGCGACCGCCGCCGCCAAACCUGCACCCGCAUCGGCAGCAGCAACGUCAUCGGCCGCCGCAUCCUCCUCGACCGCCGCUGCGGCCGCCGCCGACGACACGCCCAUCGCCACGUCCAUCACCGGCACAAACCCGCAGGUCGUCAUCCCGCCGAAAAAGCGAGGCCGGCCGCGAAAGUACGCCCCGGGCGAGAUCCCGCCGUGGAAGCAGCCCAAGAACUUCAACCCGGACGGCACGCCACGCGGGCGAGGACGACCGCGGAAGCCAAAGCCCAUCGUCACCACGCCGCCGCGCAGAGGCAGGCCGCCAAAGAACCGCGAUGGCGCCGCGCCUCCCAAGCCAAAGGCGCCGAAGCGGGAGAAGCCCAAGAUCGAGGAGGAAGACGAUGCCGAGAGCGCGCUCUACGCGGCCGCCCUCGAUACCGACCUGCUCAGCUCGUACCUCGGCGAGGGCGUGGAGUAUGUAGGCGAGCGGCAGUCGCCGGCCAAGAAGCAAAAGACCGGCAUCAAGGUCGAGGAUGCAGGCAUGACGGAUGCGACCGAGGCGGCUUCUUCGGCAGCAUUCGACGCUGCCAUUGCAGGGCCAGGCUCGGCAGCGCAGCAAACACCGGCAGCAUCAUCGACUCCGGCUCCUGACGCGACAGCUGAGGCGGGGGCAGCGGCAGCGGCAGCGACAGCGACAGCGAUAGCGGCGACGCAGCUGGCCUCAUCAAGCGCACCGGCGGCCAACACGGCCAAUCGGGCCACCGCCCUCGACAGCAAGAGCGCACCAUCUGCCGCAGCUUCGCCGUCGACCUCCAUGCACCGUACGGCCGCAUCGACUUCCGCCUCGGCAGCGAUCGACAUCCACGGCGGCCACGGCGGUCAAGGCUCGAAGCUGCUGCGACCGACGACAUCCGACGCCUACUUUGUCAACAACUCGUCGCGCAAGGGCCGCAGCUCGCUGUCGGCGUCCAAGACUUUGAUCUCUUCCAUCCUGCCGCCCUUGGAGCCGUCGAGGCUGGAGGCGGCCUGCGCCCGCAUGACGGGGCCGGGCAGCAUCGCGGAUCGGGCGGUACGCGCAUACCGCAAGAGCAUGGUGCCGGUCUACGAGGCACAGCUCAAGGUCGGCUACUCGAUCGUGUUCCACGGCGUGGGGUCCAAGCUGCCGGUGCUGCUCGACUUUAUGAAGCGCAAGGGCGACGAGGGCGACGGCGUCGGCGUGGUGGUGCAGGGCAGCAUGCGAGGGCUGCGGGUCGAGGACAUCCUAUCGGAGAUCGAACGGGCGACGGGCAUCGGCUCGGCCAAGGAUGGCAGGCAGCCCGUCCCGGUCCCUGCUAUGGCGCCACCCCUGCGCUCAAGGGAUGCAGACUGCGUCAACGGCGACGGCUCUGAGGGUGAUGAUGCAGCCGGCAGCGGCCGGAACGCCAAGGUUCGCACGACAGCUUCGACCCAUUUGGCCUCCUCGGCGCUCAUCUCUCGGGCGCAGCGUAUCGCCUCGUUCUUCCAAGGCCCGCCUCCGAGACCGGAUGUCGAUGAGAGCGAGGGGGAUGGUGCUGCGGCGAUGGACAUUGAUGGCGACUUGGUUGACGGCAGCGAGGACGAGGAUGCGGACGCCGACCUGCUGCCGCCUCGACUCUACCUGCUGCUGCUUUCCUUUGACGCACCGGCGUUGCAGGCGGCGCGAUUCCGGCCCAUCCUCGAGACGUUUGCGGCGGCAGACCGCAUCCACGUCAUGGCCUGUGUCGAGCACAUCAACGCGGCGCUCAUCGGCGGCCUCUCGUCGUCAUCCAUGCCAUCGACCUGCGCGCCCGUGCAGGCCGGAGAGGUCGUCGACGGCGGCGAGAGCAUCUCUGGCUCGAGAGCGCGCUGGAUCUGGCAGAACCUCAGCACCUUUGUGCCGCCGCUGGACGAGAUGCUGCUGGCACGGACCGGCACCCGCGGCGGCGGUGUGACCGCAGGCGGGCUGAUGAUCCCGCUACCGCCGGCACUCGACCUCAACGGCGGACUCGGCUACGUUGCCGGUGCCGUCAGCUCGCGGCACCACGGAUCGGCUGCGGGACACCACGAGGGCGACGCCGAUGCCGCUUCCCAGCCGGCCCGACAGGUGACCGAAAAGGCGGCGCUGCACAUCCUCAAGUCUGUCACGGUCAAGGCGAGGGCGCUCUUCACCCUGAUUGCGAAAAAGUCGAGCGCCGGCGGCGAGGGCGGCGACGGAGAGGCGGAAGGGCUCGACUAUGCCGCCCUGGUGGACUUGGCGCGGCGCAACUUCCUGGCAUCGACCGAGAGCGACCUCGCGGCGCUGCUCGUCGAGUUUAGAGACCAUGGGCUGGUGCUGAGGACGGGCGGCAAGGUCAGGGUCAUGAUGAGCGGCGACGAGAUGAAGCGGGUCCUCGAGGGCAUCAAGCGGAUCUGA